Molecule: messenger RNA, 687 nt
Organism: Naumovozyma castellii
Lineage: Eukaryota; Fungi; Ascomycota; Saccharomycetes; Saccharomycetales; Saccharomycetaceae
Exons: 1
Coding region: 1-687 (228 amino acids)
Source: RefSeq, a predicted model, not a curated record
AUGGAGUUUCUACAGUUGUCAUUCCACAAUGAAUCUCUAUCAGAUUUGCAGGACCUAAAUUUUUACCAAUUUGCCAAUAAUAUUAGGCACAACAUCAAUUUCCCAAAGAUAGAGGUAGUUUUUAUCUGUUAUAUGAUCAACUCCGAACUCAAAACCAAAAUUAAUGAGAUUCUUUUUGGAACAGAUCCUGUUUUAAAAAGAUUUGAAAAUGGCCCCAAAGUUUAUACCACGUCGCAAAAUGAGUGGGAGCUUAUGAAAUGGAAUUAUUUUCCAGGAAAGGAAGCCUCACACCGAUUAACCGUUGUUUAUAGAGAAAAACAAGCUCUACUUAUGUUUAACGAAACAAGGAAAGAGUCUAAAAAAAAAACUGAAAAUAUGUUUCGUAAGUCUCACAAUUUGGGUGAAAUGUUAUCCGAAAUGUUCACCAUUGAAUCGGUCAGCAAGGAAAUCAAAAAUAUAAUGAAAACCCUCCGAGGUAUAAAGACACGAGAUUUAGGCAUCACAGCAACUUCAAGACAAAAUAUCUUAAAAAGAAUCGAAGAACUGAGUGAAAAUAUCAAGGUUGUAAAAAAUAUAAUCGUCCCUCUAGAGCAACAUUCGAAAAGCAAAGACUUCCUACUGGAUGACAUAUUAGAAUGUCAAUCCCAGCAACAGCAUUUGGAAGAAACAGUUACGCAUGAACAUUAA